AUGGCCCACUCCAGCUGCUCCUCUUGCUGCCAGCCUACCUGCUGCAGGACCACCUGCUGCAAGACCACCUGCUGGAAACCAGCCUGUGUCACCAGCUGCUGCAGCACACCCUGCUGUCCACCCAGCUGCUGUGGGUCCAGCUGCUGCCAGCCCUGCUGCCGCCCAACUUGCUGUGAAACCACCCGCUGCAAUCCAACCUGUGUGGUCAGCUGCUGCAGCACACCCUGCUGUGAGCCCAGCUGCUGUAAGCCUUGCUGCUGCCCCAAUUGCUGCCUCACUCCCUGCUGCCAACCCUGCUGUUGCCAGCCCUAUUGUCCCCCAACUUGCUGUGAAACCACCUGCUGCAAGACCACCUGCUGCAAACCAGCCUAUGGGCCCAGCUGCUGUGAGCCUUGCUGCUGCCCCAGUUGCUGCAUCAUUCCCUGCUGCCAGCCCUGCUGCUGCCAGCCCUACUGCUCAUGA
Molecule: messenger RNA, 462 nt
Organism: Marmota flaviventris (yellow-bellied marmot)
Lineage: Eukaryota; Metazoa; Chordata; Mammalia; Rodentia; Sciuridae
Source: RefSeq, a predicted model, not a curated record